UAUUGAAGUUACUAGAGUUUUCAAAAUUCAUUUUAAAAAUGAAAGAGUUAUCUCAAUUGCUAAUCAUCUUUGUGAUUCACCUGAUGAAAUAUCUUAUACUGCUUCUCUAUUCUAUAAUACCUCAUGUCUCUCAUCACCUAUUACCAUUACCCCAAAUUAA
Messenger RNA from Funneliformis geosporum, 160 nucleotides. The record is from the annotation of a GenBank genome assembly. NCBI's taxonomy places the organism in Eukaryota, Fungi, Glomeromycota, Glomeromycetes, Glomerales, Glomeraceae.